CCGCACGCUCCCUCACCGUCCGUCCUCCUCGCCGCGCGCUCCUGCCGCAACAGCAGCCCACCGUGCUGCCUCAGUCGGCCGCGCCAGUCGCACGCAGUCAGGCCCCAGGCUAGCAGACCCGCAGCCACCCGAGCCGAGGUCGUCGUCGUGGCGGGCGCGCCAGCGUGCACCGCUCGUGUGCGAGCCGACUUAGCACCGCGGCCGCCUCGUCGCAGCACCCUGAGCCAGACACUCCUCUGUGCGCUCGUGGGCGCCUCACUGCGCGCGCCAUGUCGGCGCGCAGCAGCAGCAUCGGCAGCCCUGCGGCGCUGCACACGGCCGGCGCAGUGCCGCACAUCGCCCGACCUGUGUCCAGCGCCUCGUCGCCGGCGUCGUCGUCGCGCGCCGCGAGCGUCGCCUCAGGCUCGGCCCUGCCUGUGCGCACGGCGUGCGAGUCUUGCCGCACGCGCAAGCUCAAGUGCGACGGCGUGCAGCCGGCGUGCUCGCGCUGCUGCGACGACGAGCGUCCGUGUGUCUUUGCCACGCGCAAGCCCAUCGGCCGGCCGAAGAAGCGCAAGGGCCAGGAGGCGUCCAGCUCGCAGCCCGACAGUGGCGCGCAUGUCGAGGCAGCGGCCAAGCGAGUCAAGGCCGAGGCCGCUCAGCGCGACUCGAUGCCACCAAGCCAGGGCGUCGCCCGAGCCUCGUGCUGCUCCCAGGUGCCGGGCGACUCGCGGCCAUCUCCUGCGACUUCCUCCUCGUCGCGCAUGACUGUCGAUCCGCGCGAGCUGGCGGCCGGCAUGGCACUCUCGCCGCGCUCCACGGCCUCCUCGUCGCGCACGAGCGUCAGCGGCGAGCAUGCACUGCUGCGUCCGCCACAGGACGAUGCGCGGCUCUCCACGUCGCCGUCGCUCGACAAUCUCGCCGUCGCGGCCUUUCUCAACUCGCUCGACUCGCUCGAGAUCGGCAGCUCCGACGGCCUGACCUCGGGCAUGCUCGAUGCAUGGACAGCAGCGCCGCCGCAGUCUCCGAGCAUGCAAGGCGGCGCCGGCGGCCCGAGUGGGUCGUGGGGCUUGCCUUGCAGCGUAGUGGAUAACGACGUGUCGUACGCAGUGCCGGCGGACUUUUCCUGGUGGGCGCCAGACUGGCUCGACAAUGUGCCGCCGCCGCCGCCUCCCGGCGGCAAGGGAAGCGCUCCUCUUGCCGCCAGUGCACAGGCUGCGGCCCUGCGGUCAGACGCCUCGUCUUCAUCAUCCACCUCGACGUGGCCGAGGGGCAAGGACGCGGGCAUGGGCAGCGGGCGUAUCGAGACGGAGCAGGGCGCCAUUCUGGAAGGACAGGGCUGGGAGCAGGAGCCAGACCCCAAGCUCGUCCAGCCAGCAGAGGCAAAGCCGUGCGAGGUCACCGGUGCCGCGACAUGCUGCUGCGGCAGCAAGCCGAGUGCAGCGCCUGCGUCCGACGCCCCGCCUGCCACACCUGCCGCUGCCGCUCCGAGCGCCAAGGGCAAGCAGCGGGUGCACUGCGUGCCGAAUCCCAGCGGCAAGGGCUGCACCUGUCUCUGCGACGUGUCUGUCGCCUUGCUCAACGUCCGCGGUACGCUGCGUGCCGCUGCUUCGCCUGGCGCAGCCGCUACGGCAUCCGCGCCGGCCGCCUCGCAGUCGGCCGGGACCACGCUGCACCUCACGCUCUCGGCCUCGCAGGCCGUGGCAGCGCAGUGCGCCUGCAGCGCCGACUGUCCGACGUGCCGCUCGGACCCCUCGACGCAGCUCUCGGCGGGCCUGCUGAUCUCGACGGCGCUGCAGAUCUACGCGCGUGCCGUGUCGACGCUGCGCCGCGGCUUUGGCGCCUCGAGUCCGUCGUCGUCGACGUCUUCGGCGCAGAGCGCCUCGGGCGCGCCGGACUGGGACAUCCGCAUCGGCGGCUACACGCCGAGCACGACGAAUGCGCGCCGCAUCGCCCUCUUCGCGAUGAAGCUCGAGCUGCGCGACCUGCGGGACGCCAUCGGCAAAGUCAGCCGCCUCGCCGGCAUUCGUUCGCCGCCUGCCGACGACGCUGCGACUGCUAGCGGCGCUGUGCCUGCAGCAUCGGCAGACGCCAUCAACCCCGUCGACCAGAUUGUCAUUCGCAAGCUGCACCAGCAGCUCGGCGAGCUGCUCCGCACCGUCGAGGCGCUCGAGGGCCAGGACUAGCCUGGGACUGCCUGCAUGCGCCCCACACUGCUGUAUCACACACCACCGCUCCCACUGUCACCGUUUCACGUUCCACAGCGCCGGGUCGUGCUCGCGAGGCGACGGCGCAUGUGUUAGCCUCGCUGUGGCGUGCGACUUGGCGAGCUCUUGGACGGUGUUGGAUCGGACCCUGAGCGGUCAGGUGUGCAGCGAAGGCGUGCUUGCAUGAACGCAGAGCAGCUCUGCCAAGCGCCACCAUGUGCUUCGCGCCGCUCCCCGGCCCGCUGCUGCGCUGCUGCGGCUGAGUACUUGCAUGCUGCGAGCUGAGAGUGCUCUGAAGUGGACGGCGGCGCUGGACGUUUUGAC
Molecule: messenger RNA, 2510 nt
Organism: Tilletiopsis washingtonensis
Lineage: Eukaryota; Fungi; Basidiomycota; Exobasidiomycetes; Entylomatales
Exons: 2
Coding region: 270-2165 (631 amino acids)
Biological process (GO): positive regulation of transcription from RNA polymerase II promoter by galactose
Cellular component (GO): nucleus
Molecular function (GO): zinc ion binding; RNA polymerase II cis-regulatory region sequence-specific DNA binding; DNA-binding transcription factor activity, RNA polymerase II-specific
Source: RefSeq, a predicted model, not a curated record